Molecule: messenger RNA, 744 nt
Organism: Cyclocybe aegerita
Lineage: Eukaryota; Fungi; Basidiomycota; Agaricomycetes; Agaricales; Hemipholiotaceae
Source: the annotation of a GenBank genome assembly
AUGUUCCCAAGAGCACGCCUUGCAGUGGGUCUACAACGACGCAUCGUGCUCGCCCCUCGCCACAACUCCGUACAGGCUCCACUAGUUGCUCGUCGCCUCAUUUCCAAUUCCAGCUGUACCAACGCUCAACACUCCCAUCGUCACCAGUUGGACGAAUUGUCCAGUGCCAUUGACGAACGGAAAUCUCAUGCAGCGCAUCUUCGUCCUCGUGAAUUUGAUGAGAAGGGGAACGAGCUGAACCCGUAUAGAAAUGGACCAAGUGCCCUAGACAAGGCUGUCCACCUGUUCUUCUUCACUGAAAUUAUCAGAGGAAUGUGGAUAGUGCUCGAGCAGUUCUUCCGACCGCCCUAUACCAUCAUGUACCCGUUCGAGAAGGGCCCUUUAUCACCUCGCUUCCGUGGCGAGCACGCUUUGCGCCGAUACCCCAGCGGCGAGGAACGUUGUAUCGCUUGCAAGCUGUGUGAGGCUAUUUGCCCUGCGCAGGCCAUCACUAUCGAGAGCGAGGCACGGCUGGAUGGGUCAAGGAAGACGACAAAAUAUGACAUCGACAUGACAAAAUGCAUCUACUGCGGUUUCUGUCAGGAAGCUUGCCCAGUUGAUGCCAUUGUCGAGACCCAAAAUCAAGAAUUCUCGACAGAGACCCGCGAGGAGCUUCUCUACAACAAGGAAAAGCUCCUUGCAAACGGUGACCGAGCAGAGGCUGAGAUCGCCGCCAAUUUGCAUUCCGACCAUGUCUACCGGUGA